UAAAGGGUGGUACUUUUAUUGUCCUGGGAAAAGCUUUUCCAGGUUCAACAGUAGCGAGCUUGCCACUGUUUUAGAACCGGACUUCCGGGUAAGUAAGCAUUUUCUGCUCGCUGGGGCUGGGGCGCCUGUGGGGGGAUGGGGGGAGCGAUGAAAACCACGGGGAGCCCCGCCUCUUUGAAGGCGUGGCUUUGAGGCUGUGCCGCUCUGUUUCCCGCUCAGGAAGUUUGAACGCGUUAUGUCCCGCCUCCUAGUACUUGAGGUCGUGACCUCUACCGAAGCCUCCUCAAACCCGCGCUCAGGCAGUCUGCUUUCCGCAGUCCCGCCUACAACUCCUGAGGGCGUGGCUUCUCAAGCUUUGCCCCUCCAUUUCCGGAACUUUGACCGCGUUCUAAAGCCCCGCCCCCAAACCUUGAGGGCGUGGCUUCAAGCCGCGUCCCUCCAUCUCUGGGAAUUUUACCGCAUUUGCGCUGCCCAGCCCUAGGUGACCCAAGGAUUCUGAAACUCCGCGCUCAGCGGGAUUCGGCGGUGACCAGCGGGGUGCGGCGCUCAAGCAGACCUGACCUCCCCACCUACGCGGGAUGCCGCACCGGCCGCCGAGGGUCCGCUCCGGGAACAAGCCUCCUCCCGUGCCCGCCAUGGAACCAGCUACCGACGGGCUUUGGGCCCACAGCCGUGCGGCGCUUGCCCGUCUGGAGAAGUUGUUGCGCUGCUCCCGCUGUGCUAAUAUUCUGAGGGAGCCCGUGUGCCUAGGAGGAUGCGAGCACAUCUUCUGUAGUGGUUGUAUAAGCGACUGUGUUGGAUCAGGAUGCCCAGUGUGUCAUACCCCAGCCUGGAUCCUAGACCUCAAGAUAAACAGACAGUUGGACAGCAUGAUCCAGCUUUAUAGUAAGCUUCAAAAUUUGCUACAUGACAAUAAAGGUUCAGAUUCAAAAGACGACACAUCUAGGGCAAGUUUACUUGGUGAUGCAGAAAGGAAGAAGAAUUCAGUAAAAAUGUGGUUUAGUCCUCGAAGUAAGAAAAUUAGAUGUGUUGUGAAUAAAGUUUCAGUACAAACCCAGCCUCAAAAGGCAAAGGAUGACAAAGCCCAGGAAGCCUCAGUGUUUGAAUUUGUUUCCGCAACUCCCCCUGUAGUUGUUUCUACGAGGGCUAAAACAGCUUCAAGAACAUCUGCAAAAAAGCAUCCCAAGAAAUCUGUAGCUAAGAUCAACCGGGAGGGAAAUUUCAGGCCAGAAACAAGGGAUAGUAGAUUUGAUUCCAAAGAAAAGCUGAAGGAAGAGAAGGUUGUCUCCUUUAGCCAAACACUAGUUAUGGAGAAUUCACGGGUAAAUGGCGAAAUAGACUUAUUAGCGAGUGGCUCUGUGGUAGAAUCCGAAUGUUCUGGAAGCUUUGCUGAAGUCUCUUUACCAUUGGCUGAGCAUAUAGUGUCUCCAGAUACUGUGAGCAAGAGUGAAGAGGCUCCUGAGAAGAAGGUCUGUGUAGAAGAUCGUUGUCCAGUAGGGAGUGAUGGAAAUCCCAAAGGCUGCCACAGGCCUCCCACUUCUACUUCUAAGAAAUGUGGGAGCAACGUUCCAAGCACCAGCGGAGAAAUCCGUGAGCCAACAUUGCUUGCAGAAAAUGUAGUGUUGGUUGACUGUUCUUCACUGCCUUCAGGCCGACUUCAGGUUGAUGUCACCCUCAGGAGACAGAGUAACGCAUCAGAUGACUCUCUUAGCCUUUCACCAGGCACACCCCCAUCUCUGCUGAACAAUUCCACUCACAGACAAAUGAUGUCAAAGCCCUCCACAGUGAAGCUGUCUUCUGGUAUUCCAGCCAGGAAAAGAAAUCACAGAGGAGAGACGUUACUGCACAUUGCCUCUAUAAAGGGUGAUAUAUCUUCUGUUGAAUACCUCUUGCAAAAUGGAAACGACCCAAAUGUUAAGGACCAUGCUGGAUGGACACCGUUGCAUGAAGCCUGCAGUCAUGGGCACCUGAAGAUAGUGGAGCUGCUGCUCCAGCACAAUGCCUUGGUGAACACCACCGGCUAUCACAAUGACUCGCCACUGCACGAUGCCGCCAAGAAUGGCCACAUCGAUAUAGUCAAGGUGUUACUGUCCCACGGAGCUUCCAGGAACGCUGUUAACAUAUUUGGUGAGCGGCCAGUGGAUUACACAGACGCUGAGAAUAUAAGGUCAUUAUUGCUGCUGCCAGAGAAGACGGAUUCAUUCUCAACUAGCCAGUGCUCUGUCGUGAACACCGGGCAGCGGAAGAGUGGGCCGCUGGUACUAAUAGGCAGUGGGCUUUCUUCACAGCAGCAGAAACUGCUCAGCAAACUUGAGACAGUGCUAAAGGCUAAGAAGUGUGCUGAGUUUGACAACACAGUAACUCAUGUCAUUGUUCCUGAUGAGGAAGCUCAGAGUACCUUGAAGUGUAUGCUUGGGAUUCUCAAUGGAUGCUGGGUCCUGAAGUUUGAUUGGGUGAAAGCCUGUCUGGACAGCCAAGAACGUGAGCAGGAAGAAAAGUAUGAAGUUCCUGGAGGUCCGCAGAGGAGCAGGCUCAACAGAGAGCAGCUGCUGCCCAAACUGUUCGAUGGAUGCUACUUCUUUCUGGGGGGGAACUUCAAACAUCAUCCAAAAGAAGACCUCCUGAAGCUCAUUGCUGCAGCAGGAGGCAGAAUCCUCAGCAGAAAGCCCAAGCCAGACAGUGACGUGACUCAGACCAUCAACACGGUUGCAUACCAUGCCAAGCCUGACUCUGAUCAGCGCUUCUGUACGCAGUACAUUGUCUAUGAGGAUCUGUUUAACUGUCACCCAGAGAGGGUUCGGCAGGGCAAAGUCUGGAUGGCUCCUUCCACCUGGCUAAUCAGCUGUGUAAUGGCCUUUGAGUUGCUUCCUCUUGACAGCUGAAUGUCGUACCAGGUGAACAUUUUAAGUUGAAGGCGCGUGGUUUGUGAGAACACGGCCAUUGUGAUGUUUGAUCACUCUCGCUUUUAUGGAUAGGUAGAACCAUUCAUAUCCCCCCUCCCUUUGAAUUGCAAAAUAAAAUAAUUGAUAAUAGAUUAGGAAUUCAUUUAGAUGCCUAAACCACUUUUAAGAUUUUCUUGUUGUUGCUCUCUUUCGAGGGUGGGGGCUAUAACUCAAGUCUUAGAGUCUUCAUCAACUCUGGCUGAGGCACAGUUUCCACACUAGGAAUUUACUUUACACGUGGCCUGUGGUUUUGAUUGAUCAUGUUUUUCAGUUUUAUCAACAUCUGUCAAGGAUUAAUAAGUGAGAUAGCAUCAAACUAUUUGAUAAAUCUAUACGUGGCCUGCCACUAAUUUAGCAUCCUUUAGUAAACAGAGCAUCACCAGAUGAUUUUCUUCUGUCCCUUUUAUGAUAUAAAUGUGCCAGUGUGGGUGAAAAGCUCUAUCUGGAGUUAUCUUUUUUAUGUUAUAUUUUAAUUUCUUGUAUUUUCUUGGCUUUCCUUUGUGUUUGUUCAUUUAAAAAAAAAUCUUGUGUAUGUAUUAGGAAAUCAUGAUUCCAAGCGCUAGAUGUUAGUGGCAAAAUCAGCAGUGUGCUUGUGUGCAUGCUUUCAGUAUGCACACUUACUGUCUGUCUACUGUGCAUUUGUGCACACCUAUUUUCUGUAACUUAUUAUAGUGCCACUACUUCUUAGAAGGUCUUGCCAGUUUAGAACACUGUUAAAUGUCAAUUCCUUACAUUAGAAGCAAUCUGUUUUUGGUAAAUCUUUCUGGGAAUUACUAAAAUAGUCCCUGAAGGCUUUAAUCCCUUCUCUAUUCCCUUCCUCCUUCCUCCUUCCUCCCUCUCCCUCCUUCUCUCCUUCCCUUUAUUUGUGAUAGUGAGUAUAGAAGGGAGGAUCUUAUGCAUGCUAGGCAGUUACCUCCUUCAGAACUAUAUCUGCAGCCCACUUUUCUCUCUCUCUGGUGAGCAAAUGGGGGCCUUGCACAUACCAGGGAACUGAGCUCCACUCCAAACCUUCAUUUAUUUGGAGACAUCUUGCUAAGUUAGAGAGGUUGCCCUUGAUCUCACUGAGCUGUAAGUUUUUAUACAGCCUUUAAGUUGGUGGGUAGGCAAAAGUUGGAGAUUGCUUGACUUAUAACAUUUUUGACAUAUUCUACACAAACUCCCUAGCAGGAAAUAAGGAAGUGGGAGUGAGAAGAGCUGCUUGAUAGAGAAGCAGCCACAGCAGGGAAGUAGAGAGGGCCCUCCCUGAGCAUGCGCACACUGGAAGCUUACCCUGCCUCUUCUGAAGGUUCUCAUUGUGAAUGGACAGGCUCUAUACUUUAAAUGGUCUUAAAGAAGAGGAUUCUUUCGUGCAUCUUUGCAUAAGCUAGUGUUGACAGCACUAUGAUGUACAGAAGGAGGUGCUAAGAGAACCAUCUGUUUUGUUUUUAGGAGAACAGGGCAGCUUGAUAAGCACGGGGCAGGGGGAUGGUCAUGGAUGGUGGGAAUCUUCCCAGCUCGGAACUGGGAAAGCCAGUCAUUUCAAGAUCCACUUACCAGGAAAGGUUGAGAUUCUGCUAAUCUUAUGAAAGUAUACCUUGCAUAAAUCCUUCUUUAGCAUACUAUUUUUCAUGCCAACAGGUAUGUUAAUGUGAACACAAUGUUCUCCCCAUGCUGGCUUCCCAGUGUCUUGUCUGUGUUUGACACAAUUCUUUUUAAAUCUGGGGAGUGGUGGAAGGGUAAUGUGGAUUAAGCUGUUUAGGUGUGGGUUUGGGGUAUAGGGCUUGUUUUCUCUUCGCUCGCUGAGCUCCUUCCUCUUGCUCCUGGUAUCUCACCCCUGCUCAGGGUUCUGUUCUCUUUGCUGUGAACUCCUGUGUCUGAAAUGCCUUUGGGGUUCCUCUUCAUGUUUCCUCUCUUGCCUUACCCCCUUUCUCGUUUUCCCCUUUACUGUUAGUAUUACUACUUUUGAGUGCUCUAAAUGCUGAUUUUUAAAAAACUUGUCUGAAACAGAAAUGUAUUCUCAGAAUAAUGCAUAAAAGCACAGGUCGAGCUAUGCAGAAACUUCCCUCCCUUCUCCUACCUUUUCCCUUCUCUGAAUGCCAGGGAGAAGGACGCAGUUGAAGGAAAUAUGCAAUCAAAACAGUGACCAACUCUAAGGACAAAGGCGUGGUCCAAAAGAACUUACCAUUAUCCAAUUAUGUGAACAGCUUCACUGACCAGGGUUAAGAUGCUGCAGAUGUCUUGUUUCUGUAGGGCGGCUUCUCAGGGCUGCUUCAGGGAGGUAAGGAUGCAGUGCACGUGGGAGACAUCUGUGGCCUGCUCCCUGGGCUUAGGGUAAAGUCGCACAGCUGUGCACCCACUUUGGGACACUCAUUAGUGUCCUCACAAUGGCUGUGCUGCCCGGCCGUUUGCCUCCGCUUUCUGUACUGCUCACUGUCUCACGCACGCACCACCUCCCAGCUCCUUGGUUGCUUUCCACGCUGCUUCUUGCCACCAAGAAUUGGCAUCAAGUGCUUCCAGGCGCUGUUUGCUCUUCUCUCCAUUUAUGGAGACUCAGUCUCUGAUCGCGGCGGAUCCACUUUUGAGAUAGCGGCAUAACUGUUGGCCCUUUACUCUCCGCUCGCAUUUGCCGCUUCCCUCCCAUCAGCAGUGUCGGGACUUGGUUUAGGUUACCUUCUAGCACUCGAGGCUGUACGUUCAUCUACAGAAAUGUUUGUAAUUUUUUUUCCUAAUGGAUUUAAACUUAUAAAUCAUUAAAACCAUUUGAGCUUGUA
Messenger RNA from Rattus norvegicus (Norway rat), 5692 nucleotides. It is a transcript of the gene Bard1, whose product is annotated as BRCA1 associated RING domain 1. Gene Ontology annotation, molecular function: ubiquitin protein ligase activity. Gene Ontology annotation, biological process: protein ubiquitination. Gene Ontology annotation, cellular component: cytoplasm; nucleus. Lineage: Eukaryota; Metazoa; Chordata; Mammalia; Rodentia; Muridae. The record is from RefSeq and is a predicted model, not a curated record.